This is a messenger RNA of Parathielavia appendiculata, 501 nucleotides long. RefSeq lists its product as uncharacterized. The record is from RefSeq and is a predicted model, not a curated record. Lineage: Eukaryota; Fungi; Ascomycota; Sordariomycetes; Sordariales; Chaetomiaceae. The coding region runs from base 1 to 501 and encodes 166 amino acids. The transcript has a single exon.
AUGCGCCUGCAGACCCUUGCCAUCACGUACCCCAACUUGAAAUGUAUAGAGUCUGCUAUGAUCGUCCAUACGGAAUUCCUUGCACGGCCGUUCCGCGCUGCUCCCAGCAUCAACAAAAUGACCCUCUUUGCGCUGUGGAAUUGCCCCAAUCCAGGCUCGGCACUCGAGAAGCUCACCUCGCUGGACUUCCGGGCCAGCGUCCUCGACUACGGCGAACUGGUCAAGAAUCUUCUUAUGUGCCCGAACCUAGAAACGUUCAAGUACGAAGCUGGCAGAGCUGAAAUCUGGGACGACCACUUUAGCCUGCCCCAGGCCCAGCAAGCAAUCCUGGCCCACGAGCUCAGGUUAAAGUUCUUGCGCCUAUCUACCGCCCACGGAGCUCAACACCGGUCCGAGGAACUCGAUUGGGGUCCCAAAUACGCGCCGGAAAUGCAAGAGAUUCUAGCAGAAAACUGCCAGCUCUGCCUGCGUCCUGGGGACUCAUUUUUAUCUAAUAUGUGA